This is a messenger RNA of Naegleria gruberi, 585 nucleotides long. RefSeq lists its product as uncharacterized. The transcript has a single exon. Gene Ontology annotation, biological process: peptidyl-proline hydroxylation to 4-hydroxy-L-proline. Gene Ontology annotation, cellular component: endoplasmic reticulum. The annotation marks the transcript as partial. Gene Ontology annotation, molecular function: procollagen-proline 4-dioxygenase activity; iron ion binding; L-ascorbic acid binding. Lineage: Eukaryota; Heterolobosea; Eutetramitea; Acrasida; Naegleriidae. The record is from RefSeq and is a predicted model, not a curated record.
AUUAAGAAUGCUUUCACUCCAGAAGAAUGUGCUCAACUUUUAAAAGAAAGUGAAGAAAUUGGUUAUGGAGAAGCCCCACUCACAACUGGACUAAAUACCUUCACAUUGGACAAGGAAGUGCGAAAUAAUUCGAGAGCCAUGAUUGAUAAUAACAAAUAUUCAAAUAUGUUAUUCGAAAGGUUGGCUCAAUAUCUUCCACAAGAUGUUUCAGAAUUGAAAAUAUGUGCUCAGGAUGGUUUUUCAUUAUGUGGUAUGAAUGAAAGAAUUAGAUUUUACAAGUAUGCAGCAGGAGAAUACUUUGCUCCUCACUACGAUGGCUGUUAUCAGAAACCUUUAUUCCAUCUUGAAGUGAAUGGUGAGAAGAAAGUUUGUGUCGAGAGAUCAUUCAUCACCGUGCUUCUCUAUCUGAAUGAUGUCCACUCGGGAGGUGAAACAAACUUUCUCACAUCGAGAUAUGACAUAUUGCACAGUGUGAAACCAAGAACUGGUCAAGUUUUAAUGUUCGUUCAUGCUAAUUAUCAUGAGGGUUGUUUAUUGAAUGAUCCAAAUGAGUUUAAAUAUGUCAUGAGAAGUGAUGUCAUGUAU